CAUAGGACUCCUCGGAUAAUGACCAAUAUCAAUUUGCAUGCUUCGUAAUGCUUGAUUGGAUUUUUGGUCUGUUCCAGACAAGGCUUUUGUUGGUGCAUCCGUUGGUUACUUCUCAUUUCUUUUCCUACUAGCUGGAAGGGCAUUGUCUGUGAGUUGAUCAUUCUUGAAAUAAUAAUCUAGGGCUGAGAAUGGCUUGUUAUGUUGGCCCUCUCCCACAGUGAGAUGUUCUUCCUAUUUCUUCUUGGCAUGUUUUCUUGCUUUAAUAACUCAGUAAUUAUUGUCUUCUCUAGGUGCCCCCUUUCACCUUCGAUAGUAGUCUAUUCCCCAAGGGUGUUACUUGUGUAUGUGUACGAUGCACAUGCAGAUUGUAGGAAAAACGUCAGUGGUGCAUUCCUUUUGCUCUAUGGCGUUGCAUUAGCUAUUGAAGGAUGGGGUGUAGUUGCAAGUUUGAAAAUCUACCCCCCUUCCGCUGGAGCUGCUAGUUCAGCAAUUACCCUUGUCGUAGCUUUUGGAUUCGCUCUCUCUCGCCCUUGUUUGACUCUUGAGUUGCAGCUUUGUGUACUUUGCAUGCUGUUAAGGAGUGGAAGAGUUAUUGGAGAAAUAAUUGAGCUAGGUUACAAUCACCAGUCUGGUUGUGAAGUUUCCAACGUGUUUGUUGCUGAUUCUGAAUCUGAUUUUGAGACAACAUUUGGAAACCUUUUUGAAGUCAAAACUGAACAAAAAAUGGCUACUUUGAAAGAACUUGCUGCCCCUGAUUUAAAUGUUCAACCUUUGGCUAUUACUUACACUGAAUUGGAAAAACAUUUAAAGCUGAAUUCUGGGUUUAUAAAUCUUUUGCCUAAGUUUCAUGGACUCCUUCCCACUGAUAGGAAUAAUGUAGAUGCUGCAAGUGGAGGAGCCCUUGUUAACAAAACCCCUACUCAAGCUAGGGAGCUUUUUAACUUGAUUGCUCAAAACACCCAACAAUUUGGAACAAGAGAGACACUGGUUAAAAAAGUCAAUGAACUUGAAAGUAAAUCAAUUGAACAAAAGCUUUCUGAACUCACCUGUAUGAUGUCAAAACUUGUUUCUGGGGGUGGGAAUGUUAGGGGGAUCCAUUGUGGAGUAUGUUGUCUAGAAGGGCAUGCAACUGAUGCUUGUCCAACCCAUAGUCACAAAAUUCGCUCCCAGAGCCGCGACUUCCGUAUUGCUACUGAUGUGAUUAUAAGCAACUUGCAGGCUCAAAUGAAUCAAAGAAUCCCUUCUCAACCUUUUCCAAAUCCAAAAGAAAACAUAAAAGCUGUGGUUUUAAGGAAUAAGAAACAAUUGCCUGAACCUAAGGGUAGGGAUAGGGUUGAGAGUGAGAAAGAAGUUCCUAAAGUUGUGAACCUUGAGUUAGCUAAGACUACUGACAGCAGUUCUCAUGGGGCUGAAACAGUGAGAGAAACACCUGGGAAUGAUAACUCAGACCAAGGGGAAAGGGUAGAAGACAUGGUCAGACCUAAAGCUCCCUUCCCGA
Molecule: messenger RNA, 1498 nt
Organism: Cuscuta campestris
Lineage: Eukaryota; Viridiplantae; Streptophyta; Magnoliopsida; Solanales; Convolvulaceae
Source: the annotation of a GenBank genome assembly